This is a messenger RNA of Durusdinium trenchii, 1599 nucleotides long. NCBI's taxonomy places the organism in Eukaryota, Dinophyceae, Suessiales, Symbiodiniaceae. The record is from the annotation of a GenBank genome assembly.
AGACUCCCCGCCGCCGUCCAGCUGCUCACUUCCCCAUUCAAAGAGGCAUGUCAAGCGCGAGGAGCACGACCUUCAUGAUCAAUCUGAUCAGCGGCCAGGAAUUUGAGGUGCAAGCUUUCAGCAACCGCGUUUCAGAUCUGAAAGAUGCGAUUGAAAAGUUCAAGGCCAUCCCAGCGUAUGAUCAAACCUUGGUGUGUGAUGGUGCAGAACUGCACAACCUGGCCAAGGUGGAUCCUGGCAGCAACCUCUUGCUGGUGAUUGGCAAUUCUUUCACCAACAUGGCUCGGGAGUUUAUCCUGAAUACUUCGAGUGGCUAUGGUCACGUGUAUCGACCACUGUGGGGUCGCCCGAGCUCCCAGAUGGAUGCCCAGGCCUUGCUGCAGAGCUGUACCGUGGCGGCACAGCGAAGGCAGAUGGAAGGUUGCGAAGUCAAUCAACAGCUGGUCUACCUCUCCCAGGAACACAUGGAAGACUAUUUAUCCCGACUGGAGACUUGCGACAUGGCGCUGGAAGCGGAAGCACGGAGGAACCAGAUCUUCACGGACCGCUACGAUAUGGACAUCCUAAACUUGACCCAGGGUGACAUGCCCAUGAAGGCGCUGUUGGACUACCGCGAGAGGUGCUGGGAUGACUCGCAGGUGGAACGAGCACGACGGAGCGCGCAAGAGCGGGACUUGGUGUUUGUGGAUCCUGUGGAGGCAGAGGUCUUGAAGAAUUGGGAGAACACCUGCAUUGAUUCCAGCACGUGGGCGCUGUGGCGCUGGAGACAUGCGGAUGAGGUGCCCGCAUCUGGUGAUGAGCUGGGUGCUGGAUGGCGUGAGCUCCUGCGGGUCAGCGGCGGGCAGCCCAGGCCAAUCCGUUGGCCUACCCUCCCAGCGGCCCCAGUUCUGACCCUGGACCUGGAGCUGGGCGCCAUUCUGAUUUGCGGCCAGUCGGUGGAGCCUCAAGAUUCCUGGCGAUUGCUAGAGGGAGCUGGUUGUUCUUGCUGGGUCGUCCAGUCCAUGCUUUUGCAGCAGAUGCUGGAGGAUGGUACGUGGACGGCGGAGAACUGGCGAAGAGUGUUCGCUGACUUUCGGUUAGAGAUCCGGACCUGUUCCUUCUUGAUUCUAGAGCCGAGCUGCCAGCCGAUGUCCUGGCGCACCAAGAUUUGCAAAUCCUUGAUGGAGCUUCGCGUCGAGGCAGUUGGGUGCCUUCUGUCCCUCUCCAUGAUGGCCAGUGCGUUGCAAGUGCCAACGGCCAUGUACAUUGACUGCUCGGCGACCUCCACCACCAUCACGCCGGUCUUUGAGGUCUUGCCCUCAGCUGUCGCACAGAGCCUGGAGUGCUGCCCAAUCGAUACACGUCGCCUCUUGGACAGGAAGGGCGUCCUGUAUGGCGCGUGCUCCGCCAAAAUGCUUGACCAUGGUUCAGGAGAAUCGAUCGAAGAGUUGAAGAGAAAGAUGAAACCUAUGAAACUGCAAAUCGAAAGCCGCGGGACGCUCUACCGUGGCGUUUGCCAAGUACUCCACGAAAGCUACCGGAGAUUCAUCCUGGUCACACGUGAGCAGUACGAAAUUGAAGGCAUAAUCGCACUUAAUCACAUACAUCUUUAAUAGAUUU